This is a messenger RNA of Brenthis ino (lesser marbled fritillary), 3834 nucleotides long. The record is from the annotation of a GenBank genome assembly. NCBI's taxonomy places the organism in Eukaryota, Metazoa, Arthropoda, Insecta, Lepidoptera, Nymphalidae.
AUGGAAUUUAUCAAGAUUCCUACUACUACAGACUGGAAAAUAAUUGAAAAUGGUUUUCGAAAACAGUGGGACUUUCCAGGGUGCUGUGGAGCAAUCGAUGGCAAACACAUCGUCAUUAAAGCACCCCCUGAAUCAGGAAGUUUAUACUAUAAUUACAAAGAAACAAACAGCAUUGUCUUAAUGGCUGUUUUAGAUCAUAAAUAUUGUUUUAGUUAUAUAGACGUUGGGUGUAAUGGAAGGGUUUCUGACGGAGGCGUAUUUCGUAACUGUGGUUUGUACCAAGAAUUAGAAAACGGUAUUCUAUCAGAGGGUUAUGUCCUAGUUGGUGACAAUGCAUUUCCCUUAAAAGGAUAUUUAUUAAAACCUUUUCCAGGAAACCGAUUAACGUUACAGCAGAAAAUUUUUAACUAUCGUUUGUCUCGGGCUAGAAGAAUAGUAGAAAAUGCUUUCGGUAUACUAGCUGCCAGAUUUAGAGUGUUUGAAAAACCGAUGCCCUAUAGUCCUGAGAAAGUUGUUAAGAUAGUAAAGACCUGUUACGCUUUACAUAAUUGGCUCAGACAAACAAAAUUACAGAAUAAACUGUAUGAAUACACAGUAGACACAGAAAAUUAUGAAGCAAGAACUAUCGUUCCUGAUUCCGAAGAAGAAUAUGAAAACGAUGAAGGCAAAGAGGAAGACCAAAACGAAGAAGACGCGAAUGAAGUUGUUAAUUCAGAUGAAGCUGCUGAUGAGAAUGACAAAGUCAUGGAUGAAAAUUUAUUGAAGGAAGGUAAAAAAUUUGAUUCUUUUGAAAAGUUAGAGAAGAAAGUAAAAGAUUUCGAAGAAAAAGAGUACGCGUUUUUUUAUCAUCGAGAUGCUAUAAAAAUUGAACGAUGUCGCACAAAAGGAAUCAAGAGGCAUGUUGAAGCGUCCCUGAUAUAUUACAGCAUCAAAUACUAUUGUAUUCAUGGAGGGAAAAUUUUUAUAUCUACGUCGAAAGGAGCAAGAAAAGCGUUCUCGUUUCAGAAAAAAUGUCCAGCAGCUUUCAGCGUCGGAGUGGAUGAUACUGGCCACUAUCUUGUCAUCAAAUCAAUUAAUAUGAAUCACAAUCACGAUAGAAGUAAAAAUCUUUUUCGACACUAUCCACGGAGCAGAAGAUUAACUAAGGAGCAAAAGGAAAAAAUUGCGGAGUUAUUAGAUCUCGAAGCUAACCGAGUGAAGGUUAAAGAUAUGAUGGAAAGUCAAACUGAUAAAAUAAUAUUGCUAAAAGACCUUGCUAACUGCAAAUUAAAAAAAAAUAAACAAAAUUUGUUAAUUCCCACCCUUCAGAAGCUAGAAAAUAAAUUUAAAGCACAAUGGUUAUUGUAUGAAAAAGAAAAUACGUUUGCUGGGCUGUUUUUUGCAACAGAAUCCAUGAAGUCAACGAUGGAUUCAUAUCCUGAGUUUAUGGGAAUCGAUGCUACCUUCAAACUUUUAAAUAUUCGCGCUCCAGUCUAUUUAAUGGUGGUUGAGGAUCCAAACGGUUGUUCUGAAGUCGCUGGAGUUUGCAUUUUUGUCUCUGAAGAUAGGGAAUCAAUUAACUGGAUGAUGAAUUCCUUCAAAACAGCUCACCCUAAAUGGGACCAAAUAAAAUGUGUAAUGACGGAUAAAGACAUCAAUGAAAGAGUUGCCAUUAGAGAAGCUCUGCCAUCAGCAAACCUUAUUAUUUGUGCCUUUCACACUCUCAGAAUAUUCAAUCAAGAAAUUACAACCGAUAAAAGAAAUAUCACACGCGAUCAAAUGGAUGCAGCAAAAUCAAUUCUUCAGAAAAUGUUUUUUUCUGAAACAGAAGAAGAAUAUGAUUUAUUAUAUGAAGAGUUGAAAGAAAUGCCACAAUCUGUCGUUGAUUACUUUAAUGAGAACUGGCAUUCUAUUAGAAAUGAAUGGUCACUAAAUAAUACCUUCAUGCAUGGUAAUUUUCUAAAUAAUACAAAUAACAGACUAGAGUCACUUAACAACAAAAUUAGACAGGCAUGCAACUAUAAUAACUCCUUGGAAGAGUUUGUCGAAAAAUUGAUUACGUUUUUCUGCUGUCGGAACUCCGAACGGGACCACAAAGCAGCUUAUGCGUACCAGAAAAAGGAACUGAUAACGUUUGAAGAAAGUUCCCCAUUAAAACAAUAUCAUGACUUUCUGACACCUUAUGCAUUUAAAUUCGUGCAAGAAGAAAUAAAGAAAUUCGUCAAUGUUGAUGUUGAUACGCCAGAAUCACAAGAAUUAAUUAUCAGUUAUGAUGGUUUAAGUCGAAUUGAAACAUCUGCUGAUUCAUGUGAUUAUACAAAAUUUAGAAGCAUGACUUUACCUUGCAGCAACCGAGUCGCGCGACGUGUGGGCGUGGCCUGCCGGCGACUUGCGUCGCGCGACUCGGUCGCUCACAAGGCAGUGCCGUGGCGCGACAGAUGCAAAAUGGCCGUGUUUUCUUCGCACGAAGACGAAAUUUUAAUAGAAUUAGUCAGUAAAAACGCACCUUUAUUCGAUACGAGGCUUCAAGCUUAUAAAGAUAAUACUGUGAGAGACAAUAUUUGGGAAGAAAUUGGAAAAGCGUUGAAUAAAACAAGUAAUGAUUGCAAGAAGAGGUGGAAAUAUAUAAGAGAUUCCUAUAAUAGAUGCAAACGUAAGAACAAAUUGCCCACGGGUUCUUCAGCCUCUUUAAAAACAACAAAAUGGAUGCUGUAUGAGAGACUUCGUUUUUUAGAAAAAAUUCCCACAGAAAGAGCGAGUGUAGCAACAGUUGAAGCUGAAAAUACUGAAGGUAGCGAAAGUGGUGAAGAAACAAGUACAACAGGGAUAAGUAAACAAAGAAGACGUAGUGAAGAGAUAAGUGGUGAAGAAAGAAGCAAUGAAGAGGUAAAAAGAGCAGGAAUAAGUGCAGCUGGUACAAGUGGAACAAAACGUAAUGCAGAGAGAAGUGGAGUAACGAGCAAUGAAGAGGCAAGCGGACCAGAAUAUGAAUUGAGAAGUAUUAAUAAAAGUUCAAGUCUCAGCAGCGCUUCCUACAGCCCACAUUCAAAUGAAAACUAUUCAAUUUCGAAUAUUACACAUAGUUCAGCAUCAAACCUGAGCCCAUAUUCCCCUAUCAGCAGUAUUGCGUCUCCACCUGCCCAACCAACUGAUUUAAGCAUCCCAUUACUGAAUCAGGUUGCUCACGAUGCAAAUAAUCAUCUCCAAUUAGAAGAAUCUACAGAAUAUGAUAACAAUUAUUUUUUUACCUCAAUGCAUAUAUUUGCUAUUAGAAAACUGAAAAAUAUUGAUCUUUACGAAGAAAAGAUUUGCUUGGAACGUUGGACAAAAAAAUAUUACUUUAAAACUCAAAGAGUUUUUAAAAAAAAAGAUGUUCAAGCUGAGAUACCAGAAUGUAUUAUUUCAUCCCAUCAAUAUCAAAAAAAAAUUCUUUCUCAGCACGAAAAGUUUAAGAAGGCUUCACUUUUAAUAAAAGAUCUUCCAGGCUUAGUUGCAGAAAAAAGUAACGUUUUGUACGUACAACGGAUGAAAAAUUUGAGUGAUGUACUCGAUGCGUAUCGAAAUGGUGAAGAGAUAAUGAUUGUUCGAGUUAAAAAAAGGAAAAAAUCACCAUCUCCUGGGCCUUCUACAUCAUUAUCAAAUGUAUCAAAUAGCGUUAAUGUUGAUAAAAAAAUUAAAAUAUUGGAGAAUAUAAUUGUCCAACCGGCUAUGAGACAACGAGGACGACGGAAAGGAGCAACGCAAACAGCGAUUGGUUUACCAAAGAAGAAAAAAUCAAUUCAACCGUUUGUCAAGAAAACACUAUAUGAUAAAUUGUCAAUCAUGCUAAAUUGGUUUGUAAAUAAUGAAACUGAC